Molecule: messenger RNA, 3315 nt
Organism: Grammomys surdaster
Lineage: Eukaryota; Metazoa; Chordata; Mammalia; Rodentia; Muridae
Gene: Gart
Product: phosphoribosylglycinamide formyltransferase, phosphoribosylglycinamide synthetase, phosphoribosylaminoimidazole synthetase
Exons: 22
Coding region: 120-3152 (1010 amino acids)
Biological process (GO): adenine biosynthetic process; 'de novo' IMP biosynthetic process
Cellular component (GO): cytosol
Molecular function (GO): phosphoribosylformylglycinamidine cyclo-ligase activity; ATP binding; phosphoribosylglycinamide formyltransferase activity
Source: RefSeq, a predicted model, not a curated record
AGCGCGCUGGAUUCCCCGGGCCAACUUCCGGCGGGUGCGAGUGGCGGGUGCGAGUGGGAGCUGCGUGGCGGGGCUUGCAGGUUUCAUUUUGCUUCUGAAUCCCUGCUUCGGAGACAGCAAUGGCAGCCCGCGUUCUUGUAAUUGGUAGUGGAGGAAGGGAACAUACCCUGGCCUGGAAACUCGCACAGUCCCCUCAUGUCAAACAAGUGUUGGUUGCCCCAGGAAAUGCAGGCACCGCUUGCACUGGGAAGAUCUCCAAUGCUGCUGUCUCCGUCAAUGAUCACACUGCUCUUGCCCAGUUCUGCAAAGAUGAAAAGAUUGAGCUCGUAGUUGUUGGACCGGAGGCCCCUCUGGCUGCAGGACUUGCUGGGGACCUGACUUCUGCGGGAGUGCCAUGCUUUGGCCCCACAGCCCAAGCAGCUCAAUUAGAGUCCAGCAAAAAGUUUGCCAAGGAGUUUAUGGACCGACAUGGAAUCCCAACUGCACAGUGGAGAGCGUUCACCGACCCUGAAGAUGCCUGCAGCUUUAUCACGAGUGCGAACUUUCCUGCUUUGGUUGUGAAGGCCAGUGGCCUUGCAGCAGGGAAGGGGGUGAUUGUGGCAAAGAGCAAAGCAGAAGCCUGCAAAGCUGUACAGGAGAUCAUGCAGGAGAAGUCUUUUGGAGCAGCUGGUGAAACGGUUGUUGUGGAAGAGCUUCUGGAAGGGGAGGAAGUGUCUUGCCUGUGCUUCACUGAUGGGAAGACAGUGGCCCCAAUGCCCCCAGCACAAGACCAUAAGCGAUUGCAGGAUGGAGACCAGGGCCCCAACACAGGGGGAAUGGGAGCCUACUGCCCAGCCCCUCAGGUUUCUAAGGAUUUGUUAGUAAAAAUUAAAAACACUAUUCUUCAGAGAACAGUAGACGGCAUGCAGCAGGAGGGAGCGCCGUACACAGGAAUUCUUUAUGCUGGCAUAAUGCUGACCAAAGAUGGCCCAAAAGUUUUGGAGUUUAAUUGCCGUUUUGGUGAUCCAGAAUGCCAGGUCAUCCUCCCACUUCUUAAAAGUGACCUUUAUGAAGUCAUUCAGGCCACCUUAGAUGGCCUGCUGAGCACGUCUCUGCCUGUUUGGCUAGAAAACCACAGUGCCGUAACUGUUGUCAUGGCUAGUGAAGGGUACCCUGGAGCCUACACCAAAGGCGUGGAGAUAACAGGGUUUGCUGAGGCCCAGGCUUUAGGACUGCAGGUCUUCCAUGCAGGCACUGCUCUUAAAGACGGCAAAGUGGUGACCAGCGGGGGCAGAGUCCUCACCGUGACAGCUGUCCAAGAAAAUCUCAUGUCAGCCCUUCAUGAGGCCAGAAAAGGACUCGACGCUCUAAAGUUUGAGGGAGCCGUUUAUAGAAAGGACAUUGGCUUCCGUGCUGUGGCCUUCCUCCAGCGGCCCAGGGGCCUGACUUACAAGGACUCUGGAGUAGACAUUGCAGCCGGAAAUAUGCUGGUUAAGAAAAUUCAGCCUUUAGCAAAAGCCACCUCCAGACCAGGCUGCAGUGUUGACCUUGGGGGCUUUGCUGGUCUUUUUGAUUUAAAAGCAGCUGGUUUCAAAGAUCCUCUUCUGGCCUCAGGAACAGAUGGUGUUGGAACUAAACUGAAGAUUGCCCAGCUGUGUAAUAAGCACGAUUCCAUAGGUCAAGACUUGGUUGCGAUGUGUGUGAACGACAUCCUCGCCCAAGGUGCAGAGCCCCUCUUCUUCCUGGAUUACUUUUCCUGUGGAAAACUUGACCUCAGUACAACUGAAGCUGUUGUUGCUGGGAUCGCUGCAGCCUGUCGACUGGCGGGCUGUGCUCUCCUAGGUGGGGAGACAGCAGAGAUGCCCGACAUGUACCCUCCUGGAGAGUAUGAUCUUGCUGGGUUUGCUGUUGGUGCUAUGGAGAGACACCAGAAGCUCCCUCAGCUAGAAAGGAUCGCAGAAGGGGAUGCUGUUGUUGGAGUAGCUUCGUCUGGUCUUCACAGCAAUGGGUUUAGCCUUGUGAGGAAAAUCGUGGAGAGGUCUUCGCUCCAGUACUCUUCCCCAGCACCUGGUGGUUGUGGAGAUCAGACUUUGGGGGACUUACUUCUAACUCCAACCAAGAUCUACAGCCACUCACUGCUGCCUGUCAUACGGUCAGGACGGGUCAAAGCUUUCGCUCACAUUACUGGAGGAGGAUUGCUGGAAAACAUCCCCAGAGUCCUCCCUCAGAAGUUUGGAGUAGAUUUAGAUGCCUGCACCUGGAGGGUCCCCAAGAUCUACUCAUGGCUACAGCAGGAAGGACAGCUCUCUGAAGAAGAAAUGGCCCGGACAUUCAACUGUGGGGUUGGAGCUGCCCUGGUGGUGUCAAGGGACCAGACAGAGCAGGUUCUACAAGACAUUCAGCAGCACCACGAAGACGCCUGGGUGAUAGGCAGUGUCGUCGCGUGUCCUGAAGACUCCCCUCGUGUCAGAGUUAAGAAUCUGAUUGAAACCAUACAAACAAAUGGGUCAGUGAUGGCAAAUGGCUUCCUGAGAAGUAAUUUCCCUGUCCAACAAAAGAAGGCAAGAGUGGCUGUCCUAAUAUCUGGAACAGGGUCAAACCUCCAGGCGCUCAUCGACAGCACUCGGGAUCCCAAAAGCUCCUCACACAUUGUUCUUGUCAUCUCCAACAAAGCUGCUGUAGCUGGCUUAGACCGAGCAGAGCGAGCCGGUAUUCCCACCAGGGUAAUUAAUCAUAAAUUAUAUAAAAAUCGUGUUGAAUUUGACAACGCAGUUGACUGCGUCCUGGAAGAGUUUUCCAUAGACAUCGUCUGUCUCGCUGGAUUCAUGAGGAUUCUCUCUGGCCCCUUUGUCAGAAAAUGGGAUGGGAAAAUGCUCAACAUCCACCCAUCAUUGCUCCCUUCUUUUAAGGGUUCGAACGCUCAUGAGCAAGUCCUGGAAGCUGGAGUCACAAUUACUGGGUGUACUGUACACUUUGUGGCUGAAGAUGUAGAUGCCGGACAAAUCAUCCUGCAGGAAGCUGUCCCUGUGCAGAGGGGUGACACUGUUGCUACGCUCUCUGAACGAGUCAAAGUAGCAGAACAUAAGAUCUUUCCUGCAGCCCUCCAGCUGGUGGCCAGUGGAGCUGUGCAGCUGGGAGAAGAUGGCAAGAUCCACUGGGCCAAAGAACCAUGACUCGUCCUGAUGAAGGAGUGCACCCAGUGCUAAGAGAGAGAAGCAGGGCUUCACUAGGUGCCUUUUCAUCGUGGCCAUGGCCAAACUGAAAUACCUGCUCGCAAAAAGACUUUAAUCCUAACCCACUGUCAUUUUUUAAUAAAUAGGUUCAUUAAAAACAAAA